AUGCCAUCGCAAGCCGUACAACGCAUCAGCCUACGCUGGCUUCCAGACCCAGCAUUCGAGGACUCAGACACUGUUGCCCUCAAUGUAGGGGGGUAUUUUGUUGACUUGCGCGUCAGUAAAAAGGAUCAGACCAUACAAUGGAGCAGAGCAGGCGAGAGAAUCCCCCUUAAAACUAAACCGCCAACGUUCCGAUGGACUCAUAUUAUCGACUCUCUGGACCUUACUGUUCCAGAUGAUGCCCACUUUGAGAAACUUCCUAACGGGGACGACCUUGAAAUCGGAACAACGCCCGCGCCUCACUUGGAAAAUAUACCAACGGACUACGAGGAGGUUUGGAGAGAUAUAACGGCCAAGAAAAACCCUAACGAGCUCUCGUGGAUCCUUCAAAGUGAAGAUGGAACGGCCUUCGUGGCCAGAGUUGGCAAUAUCUACUUAGCCAUCCGCAAGGCUUCUGGUGAAGCUUUAGCCGCAAGGCGUCAGGACCGCAAGUCAGUUGAUGGGAAAGACGUAUGGAACGUGACUUUUGAGUCCGGGGAUACAGCAACCCUUCCUCAAGCCGUCGACGCGAGCUUGGUUAUAGAGGCUAGUGGGAGAUUCUCUGAGGGCCAAAAGGUGAAAAUUGGUCCGACAAAUUACAUCAGUAGGGCAGUAUCCAUUGACUGA
Messenger RNA from Geosmithia morbida, 663 nucleotides. RefSeq lists its product as uncharacterized. The record is from RefSeq and is a predicted model, not a curated record. Bases 1 to 663 code for a protein of 220 amino acids. The transcript has 2 exons. Lineage: Eukaryota; Fungi; Ascomycota; Sordariomycetes; Hypocreales; Bionectriaceae.